Molecule: messenger RNA, 898 nt
Organism: Eutrema salsugineum
Lineage: Eukaryota; Viridiplantae; Streptophyta; Magnoliopsida; Brassicales; Brassicaceae
Exons: 5
Coding region: 29-898 (289 amino acids)
Source: RefSeq, a predicted model, not a curated record
UCUUUCAUUAAUUAGGUUAGUGGAAGAAAUGGGUGUAUUUCCUGGAUUUGGUGGCUGGAUCAAUCAGAACACUCAACAGCCUCCUAAGGACGAGCCCAAGAGAUCUGAGAAUGUUGAAUCUAAGUCGGUAUCAGAGAAAGACACUAAUAAUGCCCCUGCUAAGGAGAAAAAGGCAUAUUAUAAAAAAGUUCAUGAGAAGCAGCAAGAUCAACUUUGGCAUGAUGCAGAGAAGAAGCAUCCAUGGUAUAAUCCUCCUCCUAAGGUCACGGUGACAACGAAAAAAGGUCUUUGCCAUAUGAACGUAGAAUUGAUAGUGGGACUGACUCCUGAUGGAGUCUACGAACUUUUCACUAAUCCAGAAACCGGUGCAUUCUUUGAUAAGGACAAGUGGCGCGGUCUUAUGACAAAUAAAUCAAUAAAAGUUUUGAUGGAGGAUGGACCGAGGCAGGUCAUGAAAGUGAAGAAAUCUGUGGCUUGGGACUUACUUUGGUUUUCUAUACCUAUCCCGAUAAUUCUAAUUGUCGAUGAAAACAGAAAAGAUCUUACGACAAAAUAUAAGAAGGAGAAAAUAAUGUUCAUGAAAGUGUUUGAGGGUAACUAUAAAGUGGAGCCGAUAUAUGUAGAUUCAGAACGAUUGUGCGGGCAAAGGUUACCAAAAAGUCGAGAAGAAUAUAAAAGAUGUAGCGGCGGACAAGGAAAGAUUGCGUCUAAAGUGACAUUGAACCAAUACUUUCAGCCAUAUCCUCUUUUUAAUCUGCCGCCAGUUUCUUGGUAUAUUAGAGGGAUCACCAUCAAAACCACCAAAAAUCUGCUCCUAUCGGUCCAAAAGGUGGCUACCAGUAUUCGACGGGCUAAGCGAUUGAAUGAGCUAGGUGAAGAAAUCAAGCAACAAACAUGA